GAGGGAGAGAGAGAGCGAAGGAGAGAGAGAGUAAUGGGAGCCGGCUGAGCAAGCAGCAGCGGGUGAUCGCUCUCCGAGCUGCCAAUGACAGCUGGCAGACAGUCGUGAAGGAUGGCGUCUUGCUCAGAGAUCUGCGGAUCGGAAUACGGCGAGCAAGCCAAAGCCAGUGGUAACUGCCAACAGUAUGGUGUUCGCUCCUACUUACACCAGUUUUAUGAGGAGUGCACAGCCUCAAUCUGGGAACGUGAUGAAGAUUUUCAGAUUCAGAGAUCGCCUAGCAGGUGGAGCUCUUUACUCUGGAAGGUCUGUCUCGCGUUUGGCACCAUCAUUCUGUUUGCAGGCCUGAUUGUCAUAAUUGUGGGCUAUGCCACUCCGGCUCGGAUUGAAGCAUUUGGUGAAAAGGAACUUCUUUUUGUGGACAGCCAGGCAGUCAGUUUUAACCGAGCACUGGAUGUUUGUAAGCUGACUGGGGCUGUACUGUUCUGUGUGGGAGGGACCUCCAUGGCUGUGGGUCUCCUGCUCUCUGCGUUUGCCAAAAGCUACUCCAAAGAAGAAUUAUUCCUCCAGCAAAAGUUUAAAGAGCGAUUGGCUGAUUUGCACUCAACAGUUGGUACUCCCAUAAUGAGAGCACCCACCCCAGGGGAGGGAAAGGUGCCAGUAACACUUUCCAAAGUUCAGAACAUCCAGCCAGUAACCCCCAAAUCAGAAACCUGACAGUCUGGUUAAUGGGCAUUAAAAAAAUUGCUGAGUGAAUUGUGCACUGCCUUUGAGUGAGUGGACUGCGUGUAUCAUACUGUACUGUAUGUAGUUUUAUGCUGAAUUGUUAUCACAUAAAAUAUAAUCUUACAUGACUAAUAGGGUCAACACUUCACACUGUGCUUGACAGAUCAUUUCUGAAAUUUGUCAAUUGAAUCAUGUGCAAUUGAAUCCGCUUUUUACCAUACCAAACAUAACAAAUUAGAUUUUUAAGACACGGAGGCAUUAAGUAACACAAGAACAAAUCAAUACAACACAGCCAGUGAACAAGUGAAUAUGUUCUUUUAAAAUACGUUCACAUUGUGUUGAAGAUAAAUGUGGCGCUGCUUCAAUGAACUGAGUAGCAGCAGGAUAUAUUGAUGCUUAACUCCUUGUAAUGGUCAAAGCACCGGACACAAUAACCAAUCGCAGUGGCUCAAGAUAGAUACAGUAUAUAGGCUCAUAAAAUCACCAGCACUAUGUUGUCUAGAAACAAGCAACAGUGAGUCUUAUUAAAUUUAUGUGUGAUGGAUGUGUGUUUGGGAAAAUUACCAUACACAAAUGAGCAAGACAGAACACACUUAAAAGUCUUGACAUUUUUAAGUUGGACGUUGUCUUCUUGAUUUUAACAUCUGAAAGGAUGAGUUACCCAAACCAGACUGCUUGAUGAAAAGUACAGUGGAUGGGUUAAAGCCUGAUUAACAUUGACUUUGAAUUAAAAGCAAAUAUGUUGACAUGCGUCCUUAUUCAGCUAUCAAAAUAUCCAUCUAUUCGUCCACCCAUCUACAGUAUAAUCUGUACUGCAAAUCGUCAUGAUUGUAGUGGGGUGUGCCGGCACCUAUCCUAGCUAACUAUGGGCACUCGUCGGUGUACGUCUUGAUUUGGUUGCAAACCUAUCUUAUUCAUCAUGUACAUUAAAUUUAUGUUUUUACAUUUAUUUUUCAGAUUCAAAAGUAGCUAAAGUGGAACACAAUUCAGAUUUUAUGCAGUUUGUAGUUCACCAGUGUAACAACAUAUUUCUAAAAAGUUGCUUAACAAAACUUUACUUUGCACAGUCAUUACUAAUUAAGUCAGCACUUGGUACAACAUGAUCACUAACCUUAUGAGACCAUAAUGUAAAUGAACACAUUAGAUAUAUUUUUAAUUAAAACAUAAAUAAAAUAGGGCUGUCAAAAUUAUUGCGUUAACGGGCGGUAAUUAAUUUUUUUAAUUAAUCACGUUAAAAUAUUUGACGCAAUUAACGUACAUGCCCCACUCAAACAGAUUAAAAUGACAGCAGUGUCAUGUCCACUUGUUACUUGUGUUUUUUGUCACCCUCUGCUGGCGCUUGGGUGCGACUGAUUUUAUGCACCAUGAGCAUUGUGUAAUUAUUGACAUCAACAAUGGCGAACUACUAGUUUAUUUUUUGAUUGAAAAUUUUACAAAUCUUAUUAAAACGAAAACAUUAAGAGGGGUUUUAAUAUAAAAUUACUAUAAGUUGUACUCAAAUUUAUCUUUUAAGAACUACAAGUCUUUCUAUCCGUGGAUCCCUUUAACAGAAAGAAUGUCAAUAAUGUUAAUGCCAUCUUGUGGAUUUGUUGCUAUAAUAAACAAAUACAGUACUUAUGUACAGUAUGUUGAAUAUAUAUCCUUUUUCUUUGUGUCUUCUUUCCAUUCCAACAAUAAUUUACAGAAAAAUAUGGCAUAUUUCAUAGAUGGUUUGAAUUGCGAUUAAUUACGAUUAAUUAAUUUUUAAGCUGUGAUUAACUCGAUUAAAAACUUUAAUCGUAUGACAGCCCUAAAAUAAAAUCCUUGGGAUGUUUCUUUCAAAUUCACCCAAGGCUAAAGAAUGUUUCGAGCCCUCUUCGAAGUAGCUACAUAUGGUGGUUCUGUCUUGCCUCAUACAAAUUAGCCACUACUCAGCCUGCCCCACUAAAAAAUGUAGGACUGGCUUUACGUUAACAUUACGACAUGGGGCCAUUUCAAGACUCGAAUCUGAUUUUUACUAAUGGUAACAGAAGUGUCUUUUAAGUAAAAAUGUCGUCUGUUUUCACUCCAAAUUCAGAAAUAGUCAGGCUAGAAAGAACUGAUUUAGUUGUGAAAUUUCACAUAUUGGGUUUGUAAGCACACUGAACUAAUAUGGCAUCCAUAAGUAAAAAUGUACAGAGUUAUAAUGUAUUAUUUAUACAGUUAGAUAUUUUAAUAAGAUACGAUAAUUGAUUUUACAAGUAAACUUAUAAUGUCUUUUUGUUUUUUUGAACCACAGAACAUGCAAACCUACAGCAAAUGAUCGAUCGUAUAAAUGUUAUCCAAUCACAUGAGUGAGAGUGAUAGUAGGUGAUCAAUAUAUGUGCUUACUAGUAGUAUCAUGCUGUGAAAUGUGUGUUUGGUUUCAUCUUUUUGCUGUCCAAAUGCUGAAGUUCACAUUAAAUAUAUUUGUUUGCUGAAGAAAUUAUUUAAGCUUUAUUCUUGUAACUUAUUUUGACAUUCAGUCCAUCUUUUGAUGUAACUGUAUAGACCAAGGCAAUUAAAAUGCAUAAAGAACAAGUGAAGUCAAUAUUCAUGAUGUAGUAUAUCUAUUUUCAAACACAAUAAAAGUUAAAUAU
Messenger RNA from Corythoichthys intestinalis (scribbled pipefish), 3320 nucleotides. It is a transcript of the gene nrsn1, whose product is annotated as neurensin 1. The coding region runs from base 112 to 714 and encodes 200 amino acids. Lineage: Eukaryota; Metazoa; Chordata; Actinopteri; Syngnathiformes; Syngnathidae. The record is from RefSeq and is a predicted model, not a curated record. The transcript is spliced from 6 exons. Gene Ontology annotation, cellular component: transport vesicle; neuron projection; neuronal cell body. Gene Ontology annotation, biological process: nervous system development.